AUGGAGGCGCUCCUGAGGGAGGCGGGCGAAGGCCUCGGGCACGGGCGCGGUGACAGCGGCAGCAACACGUGUCGGUCCGUCGACGAGCUCAAGACGCGGAUCACGGCACUGUUCGCGGGCAAAGUGUCGGAGACGCACGCAGAGCACGUCUCGGCGUCGUUUGACAUUCCAGCGGAGGUGGUGCUGAACCUGGGCGACGCGCUGGCGUCCCAGCCGCAGCAACAGGCAGACGAACAGCAGCAGCAGCAGCAGCAGCAGCAGCAACAACAGCAACAACAAAACGGCGGGUCAGACAACGACCCCGUGGUAGCAGCAAUACGGGGUGGCGCACUGGUGGGCGGCGUGCUGCGCAACGUUGUGACGGUGCGUGAGGUGGUCAUGAGCCAACCGGAGGUCAACCCGCUGCUGCAGCGGGCGGUGGCGGCGUUCCUGAUCAUCCAGGUGCGGCAGGCGGACGGCAGCACGUGGACGGCGCAGGAGCCGACAAAGGCGACGCAAGGGUGGACAAUACCGUACGUGUGCCAAAACUCCAUGGCCUGCUGGCACCAGGCACACAAACGGUCGCGCGUCGUGGGGCAGUCGGCGCUGGAGGACAUGCAGGACCCGCUGAGCCUGUCCCGCCCGGCGUACGACUGCCGCGGCGUCGUCAUGUUUUCGUUUUCGCGCUUCAGCCGGUCGGUUGUCGUCACGUAUGAGCACACCAACUUCCACCGCAGCGUGUCGCAGUUGGCAGCGCUGUUUCCGCCUCCACGACCGCCAUCGCCGAUCAACCUGGCCCUUGCGACGCCCGGCUCGGCGAACAAGCGCCAGAAGACGAUGGCGACGACGACGACGAGCGGCGAGCCCAAGAAGAAGCGGCAGAAGAAGGCACCGGCAAAUGGUGCUGCGGCAGACGGGCCCGUUCCGGAAGGUCAGGAGCUGACGGCCAGCGGGGCUCCCAAGAAGCCAAAGAAGCCGAGGAAGCCGUCGGAAAAGAAGAAGAAGGGCAAAGAAGGCGAAGCCGGCCAGGCAGCCGUUGUCGGCGGCACUGCAGGCGAUGGAGCAAGCGCGGCAGCCGUUGGCGGGGCGGAGGGCGUCUCAUCCAUUGCAUCUGCGGCGACGGAUAUGAUGAUGGACCUGGGCAUCGAUGUUGGCCACGAUACCGAUCUGAACGAGAGCCAGAUGGCGGAUGCGUUGCUGCGACAUCUGAACGACUACCCGGAAGACAACACGGAGACAGCAGCAGCCAUGAUGGAUGCCCUUGUCGAGCACAGCGCCGCGUCGGGCUCGGCAGCAGGGCCGCGUGGAACCGACAAUGCCGAGACAACAGCACCACCAGCACAACCACCAACAGAACCGGCCACGGAUGCAUCGGCCACUACGACAAACACGCGCAAGGCACCGUAUCAGACGGUCACGGACGCCGAGGUGUCGGCGAUACGCAAGCUGUCAGCCAUCAGGCUGCUCACACGCCGCAAUGUCGAUCCGGGCACGCUGACGCACGACCAGUUCUGCACAUUUGCGAACCAGGCCCCUGCCCUCCAGAAGGAGUCGUUGGAGCUUCUGGCGCACUAUGGUGCCGAGCGCCUGGCCAUUGUGCCGGCGGACAAGAACGCCAACAAGACACAGUCUCCCUCGCCUGCUCCGGCAGCGGCUGCAACAUCGACCGCAGUCCCAGUCCCAGUCCCGGUUCCAGUCCCAGUCCCAGUCCCAGCCCUAGUUCCAGCCCCAGUUCCAGCCCCAGUCGCGGAUGCUACAAAGACAAAGAAGUCGCCUGGCAAGAAGCCGGCAGCCAAGAAGAAACAGACCGAGGACGGCGGCGCGGUAAAUAGCGCGACUGCCACGCCCACAACAGGCGUCGCUCUACCUGGCCUCCGCAGCACGGACGGCAAUGCGUCCGCCUCGAGCUGGCAGCCGCCACAACACCAAACAGCCAUACCACUUCCACAGACAGCCACGCCAGCAACACCGGCCGCCAAGCCAACGCCACGGCGGCGAAAGUCGACCGCGAACAAGGCUCUCCAGAACACUGCCGCCGUCGUAGAAAGUGCAAGCGCCCAGACGCCAGCACAGUCAUAUGUGGCUCCGACAAACGUGUCACCAGUGCCUCUACCUCUCACGGCUUACCCGCAGGCGGCUGUGGCCACCAUGGCCUCUACCUCAGCAGCAGCAGAAGCAGCAGCAGGAGCAGCAGAUGCGCCGACAAAGGGGUCGGCAAAGAAGCCGCGUGCAUCCCGGAAAAAGAAGGACGCCACGCCAGCGCCGGCAGCAAAGCCAAGUGUCCAAAGCGCCCAGUCAACAAUGGCACACGACGCGGGCACCGGGGAUCAGCAGUCCAGCAAUUACUACAGUGCCUACCAGCAGACGACACAGCCACAGCAGCCGCCGCAGCAACAAUACAGCCACACGUCGAGCAGUGCAAAUAUGCAGCGGAACCAACACGCCGCAUCCGUCUUGUCGCCGCCCCUGAUCAACACGCAGCAGGCCAGUCCCAGCCUAUCAGCUUAUCACAACAGAAACAACAGAAACAACGGCAACAACGGCAACAACGGCAACAACGGCAACAACGGCAACAACGGCAACAACGGCAACAACGGCAACAACGGCAACAACGGCAACAACGGCAACAACGGCAACAACGGCAACAACGGCAACAACAAGACAACCGCACCGUACAGCACACAAGCGCCCAACGGGGCCGCUGGUCAGACGGCGGACACUUCAACGGGCUACAACCAAUACGGCGACUUUGGACGGAACAACGGCAGCAGUACGUCCGGAACUGGUGCCGUUGUGACGACAACAGCGGCCACAAAGAACAACAGCAGCAGCGGCAACGGCCAAAACACAGUGGCCAACACGCACAUCGCGUAUGACAACUACCUGGGCGACUACGGCCGCCGGACGGACUCGCCCGCGUACAAUGCCAGCCAAUGGCCUGCAGCAUCGACGAACAACGGCACGACGGCCGACCCGAACGCGUAUGCUGCGUCGACCACACUACAACAACAACAGCAGCAGCAGCAGCAGCAGCGGACCACCACACCCGGUGCAUACAACAGCCUGCCACGCCCAGCAGAAAUGCCUAGUAUGCCCUCCAUGCCAACAUCCAAUAUGUCUUAUGCCCACCUGCUUCAGCGCCAGCAGCACCAACAGCAGCAGCGGCAACAAAGCUACCCACAGGGCCACCAGCGGCAGCAGUCUGCUCCCCGCCAGCCUCCACCGCAGCACCAGUCCGCACAGCACCACCAGGACACGGCUGCGCAGCAAGCCGCCUGGUCCCAUUAUGGAACAUCCACAAUGGCACAACAGCACCAACAGCAGCCGCAGAGCCAGAGACACUCGCCCGUCGCAGCCUAUGGAGCCGCUACCCAACAGACAUACAGCAGCAACGACAACAACAACAACAACAAUAAUAAUAAUACUGCUGCUGCUGCUGCUGGCGCUGCCAUCCGGUCCGGAACGCGCACGCCUUCCGGUGCUGCCAAUAGCGCUGGCUAUGGGCAUACUGCCGCCGGCGGUACCGGUGGUUACCAGCAGCCGCAGACCCAGCAGAACAUGCGCAACCACUUACCGCAGCAUCACCAGUACCAACAGCCCCCACAGCAGCAGCAGCAGCAGCAGCAGCAGCAGCAGCAGCAACAUCACGCACGCUCCAACAUGGGCCACAGUGCAUAUGGCAACAACCAAGUGAUGAACGAGGACCUCUACGACAUUCUGCGUAGGGCGCAGGGCUAG
This is a messenger RNA of Sporothrix brasiliensis 5110, 3717 nucleotides long. RefSeq lists its product as uncharacterized. NCBI's taxonomy places the organism in Eukaryota, Fungi, Ascomycota, Sordariomycetes, Ophiostomatales, Ophiostomataceae. The coding region runs from base 1 to 3717 and encodes 1238 amino acids. The record is from RefSeq and is a predicted model, not a curated record. The transcript has a single exon.